Molecule: messenger RNA, 605 nt
Organism: Eutrema salsugineum
Lineage: Eukaryota; Viridiplantae; Streptophyta; Magnoliopsida; Brassicales; Brassicaceae
Product: 60S acidic ribosomal protein P2-1
Exons: 4
Coding region: 101-448 (115 amino acids)
Biological process (GO): cytoplasmic translational elongation
Cellular component (GO): ribosome; cytosolic large ribosomal subunit
Molecular function (GO): structural constituent of ribosome
Source: RefSeq, a predicted model, not a curated record
GCCGUAAAACCCUAAAUAUAUAUAAAUCAAAUACUUUCCUUAUUUCCUCACAUCUUCUUCAUCGCCGUCUUCGAAAAGUCUUCCGUCAACAGCUGCAAAAAUGAAGGUUGUCGCCGCCUUUUUACUCGCCGUUUUGAGCGGAAAAGCUUCCCCAACCAGUGCCGAUAUCAAGGAUAUCCUCGGAUCAGUUGGUGCUGAAACAGAAGAUGCUCAGAUUGAGCUUUUGUUAAAAGAAGUGAAAGGGAAAGACUUGGCUGAGCUGAUUGCUGCUGGAAGGGAGAAGUUAGCUUCAGUGCCAUCUGGUGGUGGUGGUGUUGCGAUGGCUUCUGCUCCAUCCGCUGGUGGUGGAGGAGGCGGGGCUGCUCCUGCGGCUGAGGCCAAGAAAGAAGAGAAGAAAGAAGAGAAGGAAGAAUCCGAUGAUGACAUGGGUUUCAGUCUGUUCGAGUAAGGCAGUGAAACUUGGCUUUACUGCAAAAUUGUAACGUUUUGAAAUCUAUAUGUUGUUGUUUAGUUUGUAUCCAAUCAUCAUUUUUUGAUGUUAAGGAAAUUCUCAAAGGGAUUUUUAUUUCAAAAACAUCAUCAUCAUUUUGGAUUCCAAUUUCUUA